CUGGCAAGAAGGGCACCAAAGGUCCGAAGGGCUCUGGCGGCAAGCACCACGACGAAAGCACCGAGGAGACCACGACCCCGAAAGGAGCUGGCAAGAAGGGUUCUGGCAGCAAGGGCAGCCACGAAAGCACCGAGGAGACCACCACCCCAAAAGGAGCUGGCAAGAAGGGCACCAAGGGCAACCACGAAAGCACCGAGGAGACCACCGCCAAAGGAGCUGGCAAGAAGGGCUCUGGCAGCAAGGGCAGCCACGAAAGCACCGAGGAGACAACCCCAAAAGGAGCUGGCAAGAAGGGCUCUGGCAGCAAGGGCAACCAAGCAAGCACCGAGGAGACCACCACCCUGAAAGGAGCUGGCAAGAGCAAGGGCCCUGGCACCAAGGGCAACCACGAAGGGACCGAGGAGACCACGACCCCCAAAGGAGCUGGCAAGAAGGGCCCUGGCAGCAAGGGCAGCCACGAACGCACCGAGGAGACCACCACCCCAAAAGGAGCUGGCAAGAAGGGCCCUGGCAGCAACGGCAGCCACGAAAGCACCGAGGAGACCACCCCAAAAGGAGCUGGCAAAAAGGGCACCACUGGUCACAAGGGCUGGAACAGCACGGAGAGCCACGAAGGCACUGAGGAGACCACCCCAAAGAGGCCCAGGAACAACAACAGGUUGACCGAAGAGCUGUUGCACAAUGUUGAGCAAGAAGCCAAGGAACUGAAUGCAUCCAACAGCAUUGACAGCUCGACCUGGGAUGAUUGGCAAAGCUACCUCAAGUACUGGCAGCACAACAUUCACGACAUGACACACAAGCCAGACGACUACGUCCCAGCAGACUUCGAGGACCCACUCGUGAUCCUCCCCAACUACGUCCUCGCCAGCUUGAAGAACAUGGAAGCUAAACAACCACGCCUUCUUAAGCUACGCAUAGAGAAGAUCAGAGGGCUGGCAACGAUGUUCGAUUCGUUUCUUAGGUGGCAAGCACUGAAUCACCCGAACUUCAAGCACUCAUGGGGAGAGAAGCCGGCGAUGCAGCUCACGCAACAUUGCCACUUCCUCCAAGACGUGAUUUCAGGUCGGGAGGAGGCCGAUGAGGAUCAGGACGAUGAUGAUGAUGAAGGAGAGGAGGUGGAAGAGGAGCAGGGGGAAGAAGACGACUGGGGCGUCGAUCAGGAGGAGCAGCAUGAAGAUCAAGAUGCGGAAUGGUAUGACGAGGAGGAAGAUGCGGAUCAUGAUGAUGAGGGCGAAUGGGGUGAUGACAAUGGCGAAAAUGAGCAAGAAGAUCCCGACUACACGGCCCUCAAGAGUGUGGAUGUCAAUGAUGCUGCGUGGUACGCUGACCAUUGCAAGCAGUGGAAUUACAAGAAAGCCGACAGCUGGUCAGGCAAGCCGUGCAAGCCUGCGUGCGUGCACCGGCCCCCGAAAUCGAUCCUGAAGCGGCAGCUGUCCAGCGUCACGGUGAACUCCGAGUAUAGCGAGCCAUCGACGAUGUCCCCGCUCGGCCUGCGUGAGCAAGGGCAGAGUAAGGUGAGCAGGGCGCGGUCCCUGGACAUGACGCACCCGAACCAGAUGUCAGCAGAGGAACGGAAGCGGCAGAGAUCGGCGAUGAUGAGGCGCUUCAACAAUCCAGAAGGAUUGCUCGAGAAGUGGGAGAACACCUCGACGACGUUGGGGAUAUCGGAAAAACGGAACGAGGGGCACUACGUGGAGCUCCCCCUCCACGAGCUGCGCCAAAAAUACUCGACGCCCGAAGGCGCUGCCUUCUUGGAGAACGAGAUCGUAGCGAAGCAGCCAGGGCGCCCGCAUCCGCAGGCACCGAAGAACGAAGAUUUCCGCCUCUACAAGGUGUACGAAUGCGAUCGGGAAAUCAGCGCAGGGAUCAAGCGCCUGUCGACGGCCGUGAAGGGCCAGAAAAAGAUCAAAAGUGCUGCCGCGGGGCAGAAGCUGGCGGAGACCCUCGCCGCGCAGACGGUCGAUCUGCAGAAAGCAGGAGAGCCGGGGUCGGCCAAGCCCCCAAAAAAGGAGAAGGAAUCAAAGGUGCUGACGCCCGAGGAGCAGGAGAAGAAGGACUUCGACAAAAACAUGCAGCAGACUCUUGGCAACAAUAUCGGGACCUGA
Messenger RNA from Symbiodinium sp. CCMP2592, 2105 nucleotides. Lineage: Eukaryota; Dinophyceae; Suessiales; Symbiodiniaceae. The record is from the annotation of a GenBank genome assembly.